Cyprinodon tularosa is the source of this 3268-nucleotide messenger RNA. RefSeq names its product transient receptor potential cation channel, subfamily C, member 4 associated protein a (gene trpc4apa). The record is from RefSeq and is a predicted model, not a curated record. Gene Ontology annotation, molecular function: phosphatase binding. NCBI's taxonomy places the organism in Eukaryota, Metazoa, Chordata, Actinopteri, Cyprinodontiformes, Cyprinodontidae. Gene Ontology annotation, biological process: ubiquitin-dependent protein catabolic process. The coding region runs from base 37 to 2361 and encodes 774 amino acids. Gene Ontology annotation, cellular component: Cul4A-RING E3 ubiquitin ligase complex. The transcript has 18 exons.
UCCUGCCCAAACAGUCCGGUUCAGGAAGAAGAAAUAAUGGCGACGCUUCUAGGGUCUGAGUUCUCUAGUAGUGGAAGAAAAAGAAGAAAUUGUAAUAGCAACAUAGUCACAAAGUUAACGUCCAGUAAAAUAACUGGCAAAGGUUUUAGCCGAGGAACACAGCUCCCAGGAGGCUUGCUUCAGAAGAGAGAUAAACCCGCCAAGUGGCAUGGCAUCCCUGACUUGCUGCAGAAGCUCUAUGAGAGCAGCCACCCCAACAGUGACCUCUCCUAUGCUCACGCCUAUCUCAAGAGCUUAUCAUCACAACUCUCAAUGGAGGCCAUGUCCUUUGUCACAGAAGACAGAAAGACUGCUCAGGAAUCCACCUUUCCCAACACAUACACCUUUGACCUGUUUGGUGGCGUCGAUCUGCUGGUGGAAAUCUUAAUGAGACCCACGCUGACUAUGCAGAAGAAGAAACCUAAAAUGAAUGAUGAGUUGGUCAAAGACUGCCUUAGUAUUCUGUACAACUGUUGUAUUUGUACAGAGGGGGUGACAAAGACCCUGGCAGCAAGGGACGAUUUUGUUUUGUUUCUCUUCACUCUCAUGACGAACAAGAAGACCUUCCUGCAGACAGCGACGCUCAUUGAAGAUAUUCUUGGAGUAAAAAAGGAGAUUAUCCAGUUGGAAGCAAUCCCCAACCUCUCAGGUCUGGUCCAAAGCUUUGACCAGCAGCAGCUGGCCAACUUCUGCCGCAUCCUGUCUGUCACCAUCUCAGAGCCUGAUGUAGGAAAUGAUGACAAGCACACUUUACUGGCCAAAGAUGCCCAACAGAAGCGCAAUGCGGGCCCAUCGCGAGCCGAGCUCAACCAGGUUACUCUUCUAAACAUCCCUGGCUUCAUUGAGCGGUUGUGUAAGUUGGCCACUAGAAAGGUGUCUGAAGCCACAGGAGCAAACUUCCUGCAGGAGCUGGAGGACUGGUACACAUGGCUGGACAAUGCGCUGGUGCUUGAUGCGCUCAUGCAAAUGGCUACUGAGGAGGCUGAGCAAAGUAGCACAGAGUCGUCAGAUGAGAGUUCUCUGGCCACCAGCCCUCUGAGGCACAGGCUGCCGCAGUCCAUGAAGACUGUCCAUGAGAUCAUGUACAAGGUAGAAGUGGUGUAUGUGCUCUGUGUCCUUCUGAUGGGCCGACAGAGGAACCAGGUUCAUAAAAUGCUGGCUGAGUUCCGUCUCAUCCCAGGGCUCAAUAACCUAUUUGACAAGCUCAUCUGGAGAAAAUACACAGCUUCAAACCACGUAGUGCACGGCCAGAAUGAGAACUGCGACUGCAGUCCAGAAAUAUCCUUUAAAAUACAGUUCCUGCGGCUGCUUCAGGGUUUCAGUGAUCACCACGAGAACAAGUACCUCCUCCUCAACAACCAGGAGCUGAAUGAACUUAGUGCCAUAUCCAUGAAGGCCAACAUCCCAGAGGUUGGGGCUCUAGUAAACACAGACAGAAGCUUAGUUUGCGAUGGAAAGAAGGGUCUCCUCACACGUCUGCUCACUGUCAUGAAGAGAGAACCUCCUGACUCAUCAUUUAGGUUCUGGCAGGCUAGGGCAGUGGAAAGUUUUCUCAGAGGAGCAACUUCUUAUGCAGACCAAAUGUUCCUCCUAAAGAGGGGCCUAUUGGAGCAUAUCCUCUUCUGCAUCAUAGACAGUGGUUGUGCAUCUCGAGAUGUCCUUCAGAGCUACUUUGAUCUGCUGGGAGAGCUUAUGAAGUUCAACAUCGAUGCCUUUAAAAGGUUCAACAAAUAUGUCAACACACCAGAGAAGUUUCAGGCCUUCCUGACUCAGAUCAACAGCUCCCUAGUGGACUCUAACAUGCUGGUGCGCUGCAUCGUCCUGUCGCUGGACCGCUUUGAGAGCCAGACUGAGGAUAUCAAAGUAAUGGAGGUACUGUCUGAAUGCUGCCUGUUGUCCUACGUGGCCAGAGUUGAAAACAGGCUGUCCUUCCUCUUCCGACUUAUCAGUAUCAUCAACGUACAAACACUGACACAGGAGAAUGUGAGCUGUUUAAAUACCAGUUUGGUGAUCCUGUUGCUGGCCAGAAGAAAGGCUAAACUGCCCUUCUAUCUCAACGCCCUGCGGGAGAAGGAGUACAAUGAGAAAUACCCCGGCUGCCUGCUGAACAACUUUCACAACCUGCUGCGCUUCUGGCAACUGCACUACCUCAAUAAGGACAAAGACAGCACAUGUCUGGAGAACAGUUCCUGUAUCCCAUUCAGCUACUGGAAGGAGACGGUGUCGGUGCUUCUGGGCUCAGACAGAACUUCUCCCUGUUCCAUAGUGAGUUACAUUGAUGAGCCCUACAUGGAUCUGGACAGGGACUUGCUGGAAGAUUGACCGGCAGCCUGAACUCUUGGAGGAGGAAGGAAGCAUGGGCGUCUGAAGCCGAAGAAAACUCUGGGCUGAUCCUUCUGGGUGUUUCUGUGGCUACGUUCAGGAUUUAAAAACUAGCUGUCUGUACCUUCGCAUGGAGGCUUUCAUCACACUUGUGAGCAGAUAUGGAGUCUGGCUCACUGACAUCUUCUCACAAAGUUUAAAUGCUUUUUAUUUGGUUUUUCUCUUUUUUUUUUCUUUGAAAUGAGAACUAAAACUUGUAGACCCCGUCCAGAUGGUCUAACAGACGAUGAGACAUUGAAAAAAAAAAAGACUCCUGCAUUGGUGGUUUGCUUUAUGUGAAAUUCAGAUAGAGCCUUUUAUAUAGCCUAUACAGAAAUCUAUGGAAAAGUAUCAGAACAAAUUAUAACACAAAGAAGAAACAGUUUCUUUUCACUUGGACCUGAUUUUCGGUUGGCACAGAUUGGCACACAUGUGCAGGAUGGUGCCGUGUCACAGGCUGCCAGCCUCACUCUCGCACUACUUUAUCACUACUGUUGAUUUCUUUGACACCACUGCCUCACCUAAGGGGAAACCGAUGGUAAUGUUGGAGAACUUUCACCUGUUCUGUUUUACCACCUGGCUCUUGUUGGUUGGUGCUUUUUGGUUCCUGCUCUUAUAUCUUAAAGGAUUCCUCUUGCAUUAGGAAACUUAUAUUUGUUUUUCCAGGUUAUUUUUUUAUUCAUUUUCUCAGAUCAAUGGCUUUUAGCUCUGGUUAAACUGUAGAAAUUAAACGUUGCACAGGUUCAUUCUUUUUAUCGUUAAAUAUAUAUAAAAAUAUAAACUCAUUUGUUGAUUAAAAAUGUUUUCAUUCUCUAAAAGAAAUUGUUUCCAUGUUGUGAGAGCUGCUUAAUAAAGAGAAUAAACUAUG